CCCCCAGAAAAAGUCCGCCAAAACAAAACCUUCAGCUCUCACUGCCUUCAUUCUUCUUGCAAUUUUCACAGACUUGGAUUUGAUAUAUAGAGAGAGAAGAUUUAGAUACAUAUGUAAAGACCCUUUUAAAAAUAUAGAUUAGAGAUUUAAAAAAGAUUCCAACUGAUGGAGACAGUUUUUUUUGAAACUUAACCAUUUGUAAAGCUAAAAAAGUUAAAAGAAGCAAUCUUUUUGUGUGUCUUAUGGCAUGCCACUACCAGCUGCAUAGACGAAGAAGAAGAGUUUCAGUGACAUUAAAGGAGUUAAUUCAAAUAGAGAUCUUCUGGGGGUGGCUGUGUGAUCUUCACAAUGAAAAGUCGUCGUUGUCAUCGUAAUCAGUUGCUGUUUACGUUCUUGCUCUUUUUUUCUCAAAAGACUGAGCUUCUAACAGCUGAAGCAUUCACUGGAACCUAUGGAAUAAAUUAUGGAAGAAUUGCAGAUAACAUCCCUUCACCAGAUGAAGUUGCUACACUUCUCAGGGCAGCAAAGAUUAGGAAUGUUCGGAUUUAUGAUGCUGAUCACAGCGUCCUCGAGGCAUUCAGUGGCACUGGGCUUCAACUUGUUGUUGGGCUUCCCAAUGGAUAUCUGAAAGACAUGAGUGCUAAUGCUAGCCAAGCCAUGUCUUGGGUUGAAGAAAAUGUGCAAGCAUUCCUUCCUAAGACCAGUAUUUGUGGGAUUGCUGUGGGUAAUGAAGUUUUGGGAGGAGGUGAUAAUGAACUCUGGGAAGCUCUCCUGGGAGCUGUUAAAAAUGUUUACAAAGCCAUAAAUAAGCUUGGCUUGGCUGAUUCAGUUCAGAUUACUACAUCACAUUCACAAGCUGUUUUUGCUAAUUCUUACCCUCCCUCUUCGUGUAUAUUUGAAGAGAAUGUUGCACAAUACAUGAAGCCGCUCUUGGAGUUCUUCUCACAAAUUGGUUCUCCGUUCUGCUUGAAUGCAUAUCCUUUCCUGGCCUACACUUACAAUCCAGAGAAUAUUGACAUUAACUAUGCCCUUUUCGAGAAAACUAACGGAAUAUAUGACAUGAAAACAGAUUUGCACUAUGAUAACAUGCUUGAUGCGCAGAUUGAUGCAGCCUAUGCUGCUCUGGAAGAUGCUGGAUUCAAAAAGAUGGAAGUCAUAGUUACAGAGACAGGUUGGGCCUCACGUGGAGAUGAUAAUGAAGCUGCAGCAACCGUUAAUAAUGCAAGGACAUAUAAUUAUAACCUGCGUAAAAGGCUUGCAAAGAAGAAAGGUACACCACUCAGGCCGAAAAUGGUGGUGAAGGCCUAUAUUUUUGCUGUAUUUAAUGAGAAUUUGAAGCCUGGACCAACUUCUGAGAGGAAUUUUGGACUUUUCAAGCCUGAUGGAAGCAUUUCAUACGAUAUUGGGUUUCAUGGACUUAAAUCUUCAUCUGCAGAUUCAUCACUUCUAUCGUUGAAGGCUGUCCAAGCUCGAGGUUUGUCCAAGUCCUACAUACUGAUAUUGACAAUCUCUGCCGCUGCUUCGUUCCUAUUUUUGAAGCAAUAAUGCUGGAACAAUUACUCUUAUAUUAGGCAAAACCAGUGUUGGAAGUCAAAAGCUCUAGGUUUGAUACCAUUCAUGUCACUCGGAGUACAAAAAAAAUACUGGUCCGAUACCAUUAAUGUCACCCGGAGCACAAAAAACAAAAAUACAAACAUUGAUUUUCUAACUUGCAUAAUAUAUUUCCCAGGAAUUGUGAUUUUUAUCUAAUUUCAGCAAAUGUAUUUCAGCUCCUAUCAAACAGAACCUUUGUUUUAUCUGUUACAGUUUUCCCUAUCCAACCGUUGUAUUUAGGGAAAAAGAUUGUGAUCAUGUCUCGGACUAGCGGCAUUAGAAUCAGCCGUCUCAUGCCAA
This is a messenger RNA of Populus euphratica (Euphrates poplar), 1893 nucleotides long. Its product is annotated as glucan endo-1,3-beta-glucosidase 14-like. The record is from RefSeq and is a predicted model, not a curated record. Gene Ontology annotation, molecular function: hydrolase activity, hydrolyzing O-glycosyl compounds. NCBI's taxonomy places the organism in Eukaryota, Viridiplantae, Streptophyta, Magnoliopsida, Malpighiales, Salicaceae. The transcript is spliced from 3 exons. The coding region runs from base 349 to 1545 and encodes 398 amino acids. Gene Ontology annotation, biological process: carbohydrate metabolic process.